UAUUAUACCGUUUCUUGGUUCUUUUCCUGUUCUUCCAUUUAAUUCCGUUUUUCAGAUUUUCUGAACCGUCCUGUGUAGGCACAGGGCUUCAUAGACCAGUUUCCAGUGCUCCCUUAAGUCUUAACUAAGAAUAAAUAAGAAGUUGACUCCUCAAAGUUUCCUGUGUUGAUUCACUUGGGGAGGCUCCAGGUUGAGCCGCCCAGGCUGGACCCUCACCUAGAGUCUGGGUUCUCGUAUGUGGCACAAGACACAGUUGCUGGGACUGCUGCACGGACUACCUAAAUCCCUGUGCAAACGUGGGAUACUGGGACUUCUGUAACAGCCAAAUCCCCCUGCAGACGUGGAGCUACAUGGAUGCGUCUCCAAAGCUCUAAUAAGCAUCAAACAAGAGAGAGAGAGAGAUUCACUUCUACCCCUUUACACUUUACAGGCUUUAGGCUUUGCCAAAGUUACCAAAUGACACAAGUAUAAAAACAAAUUUGCUUUUCACUUCUAUUUUUAUCAAGUCAAGAAAUGCAGCUUGUCAAUUUUGUGAAUAUAACCACAGAAUGACUCAAUUUAAUGCAGAGGAUUUUUCAAUAUUCCAAACUCAGCUCCUGGAAUUGAGAGAAAAGAAUUAUGCACUUGAAGACAGACUAAAAAAGCAGAACAAAGAAUGUGCUAGCCUCAGUGAACAGUGUUCUCGUCAGGCAAUUGCCAUUCGAGCUUCUAAGAAGGCAACCGAGGCUGAUGCUCUUACCAGAGACAAUAAUGUCCUGAGGACAAGACUGAGGGACCAGGAAGAAGAGUUCAAGUUGCAGAACAGCACCUUGUUGCAGGAACUUGCUAGGUUAGCUACAGAAAAUGAGAGACUGGAACAGCAGCUGACAGAUCUUUGCAGGGAUCAUUCCAGCGACACUCCAUCAGAUGCCACCACUGAUGACUCCAAGCAGGUGUUGAUGCUACGAACUGAGCUGUCAUUGCUGCAGAAGCGCCUGGAACGACAGGCUGAAGAGCACAUCAAGCAGCUGGAAGAAGCUAAGGAGAGAUUGAACAGCUCAGUGGAGCGCAAUGCACAACUACAGCAGCUGCUUAGCACGCAUGCAAUACUGCAGGAAGAAGGUGCCAUCAGGCUUGGCGGUGGAGGAGUGAGCUUCAAGAAACUCAGCCUCGAGGAAGACCACAGUCUUGGACCUGCUGAUGAGGCAGUGCCGCCCCUCCCAGCCGCCGACCACAACCUCAAGGCAGCAGAGGCGCGACUACAGGAGUGCGAGGCGCGGCUGCGUGACGCUACGAGCAGGGCUGACGAGCUUGCUGCUCAGGUCUCAGAAGCGCAGUCUGCCUCUCAGCGGGCUAGUGCUGCUCUUGACGAGUCCCACCUCAGGCUGCAGGCUGAGCAACAGCUCACACUUGACUUACAGAAGCAGCUAGAAGACAAGCAGAAUUCCGAAGCGGAGUUACGAGAGCAACUUAAUCUUGCGACUGAACUGAAGGACACAGCUGAGCGUCAGCUGUUACAGAGCGACGCUUCCAAACACCAGCUUCAAAGUGAAGUGGAAUCACUUAAAACAGACUUGGGGAGCGAGCAGAGCGUCGUCGCGGCCCUGGGAACUGAGCUGCAGGAGGCGCGACGGCAGCUGCAGGAGGCGCAGCACAAGAUAAAGGAGCAGCAGGCGCAGCACCGCGAGCUGCUCGACCAAUAUAAGGCUCAGUGCUCGGAGCUGAAGAAGGAGCUGGAGGCCCUGAAGGAGGACGCGGCGCGGCUGGAGCGCGAGAGGAGCAUGGCGCAAGAACGCGCCGCGCAGUUCGAGGACGAGAUAGCGUCUCUAAAGGAGUUCUGGCACGUCGAGAAGGAGAAAAUUCAAGCCGAGAAUUUGGUCUUAGCGAGACAUCUUGAAGAACAGGCUGCUAAUCAAAAGCAGGCCUUUACUACCGAGCUCGAGAUCAGCUCCAUCCAGAGACAGGAGCUGGAGGAUAAAAUUGCCGACCUGCAGAAGCAGGUGAACGACGCCCGUGAAGAUCGCGUGAUCCACGAGCGUCGGGGCGCAUCGCUGCUCAAGGACCUGAAGAAGCAACUCUCGGCCGAGCGCCGCCGCGCUGACAAACUCCAGGACAAGCUCGCCCAGGUCCUCGCCGACCCUUCUCUUAUUGCCGGCUUCUCAAGCUCUGUGUCUGACGCGGGUGACGACGUGAGCAGCGUGUCGUCCUGGUCGAUGGUGUCGGGCGACCAGCGGCCCACCGACGCCACGCAGUCGCCGAGCCACAGCAGCAACAAGAGCGAGUGCAGCAGCGACACCUCAGAGCUGCUGGCGCGCCUCGCCGCCCUCCAGAACGCCAACUGGCAGAAGGAGGAGCAGAUCCAGCACCUCGAGGCGUCCGCCGCCGCCAUGGCUCAGGACCUCCUCACCAAGUCCAACAUCAUCCAGCACUACUGCGCCCGAGCAAGUCCAUCACCGCGAGCCACGCGACUGGGUCCUGGGGCCGGGGAAACGCCCACGGGGGUGCGCAAGGUGCUGUCGCGCCUGCGCGAGGUGGGCGAGGGCGUCGCCGGGAACGUGGCAGAGAUGGCGACCGGCAGCAAAGAGGAGGCCAACAAGGAGAUGAACCGUCGCCUACAGGCGCUACUGGAGGAGACGCUGCUGAAGAACAUCAACCUACACCGUGACGUGGACAUGCUUACGCAGCAAGUGCAGCAGCUCACAGCACUCGCCACAGCAGGUGCUCAACCUGCCUCUUGCACUACUGUCGGAGGCGGAACGUCAGUCGCCACUACACUGCACUCCGGUGCAAUUUCGGGGCUGGAUAACUAUUGUGAUAAAGACAAUAACUGUGAUGUUAUAGGAAACAAUAAUGGGGAAAUUGUGAUGGUAGAAAACCGACAGUCAGAGUGACAUGUCAAGGAAUCAUUGUGCCUGUAAUUAACUGAUAUUCAUAAUAGAAUUCCACUCGAAUGUUCAGAGAUCGUUGGUUCUGCUAUGGUUUUAUCUAUGUACUAGGUACGUAUCACUGUAACAAUUGAAGACAAUAAUAAGCGUAAUGAUAUGUCAUAUCUCAGUAAUGAAGAAUGUAUGGUAUAUUUAGAUAAGUCAGAGAGUAUGUAACGCUUAUAAAGCCCUAUAUUAUAUUGUAAAUUUGCAUGCAUGCCCCCUACAUAGUAAGUAAAUUUUUCACCUGGAGUUAGUAUGCUGAGUUUGCUGAACCAUGUCAACAUGCUCUUAAGUCUUAAAUCUCUUGUUAGCUUCUCCAUUUUGCGCCUAUUUAGCGUAUGCACUCAUUUGCUCAUGAAAUAAGUUGAUUCAAUUCAAAUAAAGGCUGACGUUUGUUCAUCUCAGACUGCCUCCAGUUUUCUCUAAUCUAGUUCUUUUAACUCGUCGACACGCAUUUAUUUCCCUGCAAUAUUACCGGCAACCUAUGCGAAUGGUUCACGCUUUCCUCCAUUUUACGCAAUGAUAUUUAUUCCUUCAGCUUGAAUGAUGACUUGAAGAAGUUUGAUGUAUUUUAAUGCUCAACUGCAUAGCCUUGCAAUAGGCUUAAGUGGCUGCUUAUUUGUCAUAAAAUUUAAACAGAAUUUUAUGAAAAUGUAUUUGCGGUCUGCCUAUAGGAAGCGUUUUAUUUAAGAUUCUGGAUUUACAUUGAUCUCUUAGGGGUUGUGAGACUGGAACGUUCUAUUCAGGUUUUGUAUUCUGGCCGUUGACGUCAUGGUGUGUUGUUACUUGUUGGUUGGUAAAGAAAUAAUUGUCUCUAUUUCCACUCUCUUACUUCAAUCAUCAAGUGUGUGGCAGCAAGUUAAAGCAUCCGUGUUGAGUAUAACUCGCGAUGUCCUGCGGCCAGGACAACGACGCUCCUUCCAUCCAUCCUUCUUCAAUCUUCAUGCAUUAGCUAACAGGGAACGGAAGUUGGUGAGACGUUCAUCGACUGCAAUAACAAAAUUUGUCCUCUCAAAAAAUAUAAAAUUUUAUUUCAGUGAUUAUUUUCUGCGUGCAAUGAAAUGUUUCCAUCAUGCGCCGUGGAUGUGAACUAAUGCAAUAUUGUGACAAGGUUUGUUUUCAUUUAAACUGAAGUGUUUUUGUCA
Hyalella azteca is the source of this 4051-nucleotide messenger RNA. RefSeq names its product GRIP1-associated protein 1. The coding region runs from base 549 to 2870 and encodes 773 amino acids. Gene Ontology annotation, biological process: regulation of neurotransmitter receptor transport, endosome to postsynaptic membrane; regulation of recycling endosome localization within postsynapse; regulation of modification of synaptic structure. The record is from RefSeq and is a predicted model, not a curated record. The transcript has 18 exons. Lineage: Eukaryota; Metazoa; Arthropoda; Malacostraca; Amphipoda; Hyalellidae. Gene Ontology annotation, cellular component: postsynaptic recycling endosome; extrinsic component of postsynaptic early endosome membrane; glutamatergic synapse.